GAGGGCUCGCCGCGCCUGAGCAACCCCUGUCUGUCGCUGCCGCUGUCGCCUUGGCCGCCGCCGGCCCGGACUCGCCCAGAGCGCAGGGUGUGUGCCCCGCUGCGCGUGGAGCGCGGAGGCUCCUCCAGCCCCAGCUCCUCGCCCCGGCCUGCGCGCGCGGGUCCCGGAGGGCGCCGACCCCACCAUGCAGCUGCAGUUCCGGAGCUGGAUGCUGGCCGCGCUCACGCUGCUUGUGGUCUUCCUCAUCUUCGCAGACAUUUCGGAGAUCGAAGAAGAAAUCGGGAAUUCUGGAGGCAGAGGUACAAUCAGAUCAGCUGUGAACAGCUUACAUAGCAAAUCUAAUAGAGCUGAGGUCGUAAUAAAUGGGUCUUCAUUGCCAGCUGUUGUUGACAGAAGUAAUGAAAGCAUUAAACACGGCAUCCAGCCGGCUUCAUCCAAAUGGAGACACAACCAGACGCUCUCUCUGAGGAUCAGGAAGCAGAUUUUAAAGUUUUUGGAUGCAGAGAAGGAUAUUUCCGUCCUUAAGGGGACCCUGAAGCCCGGAGACAUUAUUCAUUAUAUCUUUGAUCGAGACAGCACAAUGAACGUUUCCCAGAACCUCUACGAACUCCUUCCCAGAACCUCACCCCUGAAGAAUAAGCAUUUUCAGACUUGUGCCAUCGUGGGCAACUCGGGGGUGUUGCUGAACAGCGGCUGUGGGCAGGAGAUUGACACGCACAGCUUCGUCAUAAGGUGCAACCUGGCUCCAGUUCAGGAGUAUGCCCGGGACGUGGGCCUCAAGACAGACCUAGUGACUAUGAACCCCUCAGUCAUCCAGCGGGCCUUUGAGGACCUGGUGAACGCCACGUGGCGGGAGAAGCUGCUGCAGCGGCUGCAUGGCCUCAACGGCAGCAUCCUGUGGAUCCCUGCCUUUAUGGCCCGGGGCGGCAAAGAACGUGUGGAGUGGGUCAACGCUCUCAUCCUGAAGCAUCAUGUCAACGUCCGCACGGCCUACCCUUCCCUGCGCCUGCUGCACGCAGUCCGAGGAUAUUGGCUGACCAACAAAGUUCACAUAAAAAGACCAACUACUGGCCUCUUGAUGUACACUCUGGCUACACGCUUCUGCAAUCAGAUCUACCUCUAUGGCUUCUGGCCCUUUCCACUGGAUCAGAAUCAGAACCCCGUCAAGUACCACUAUUAUGACAGCCUCAAGUACGGCUACACCUCCCAGGCCAGCCCCCACACCAUGCCCUUGGAAUUCAAGGCCCUCAAGAGCCUGCAUGAGCAGGGAGCAUUGAAACUGACGGUCGGCCAGUGUGACGGGGCUACGUAAGGAUGGCAGCCCGUGGGACUCAGUGGCUCACUUUCCUGCCAGCUACACCACAGGCAGAUGGGAGUCGGGGU
This is a messenger RNA of Microtus oregoni (creeping vole), 1383 nucleotides long. It is a transcript of the gene St8sia2, whose product is annotated as ST8 alpha-N-acetyl-neuraminide alpha-2,8-sialyltransferase 2. NCBI's taxonomy places the organism in Eukaryota, Metazoa, Chordata, Mammalia, Rodentia, Cricetidae. The coding region runs from base 185 to 1312 and encodes 375 amino acids. The transcript has 6 exons. Gene Ontology annotation, molecular function: alpha-N-acetylneuraminate alpha-2,8-sialyltransferase activity. Gene Ontology annotation, biological process: N-glycan processing; oligosaccharide metabolic process. The record is from RefSeq and is a predicted model, not a curated record.